UAUCCUUAUACCGUGGUGAUCACUGACGUACUUAUUUUCUCACACACACUCGCAACGACACUCGAUUAGUCGUAUUAUAGCGAACACGCGUACGACUUGCAAGAAGAAGAAGGAAAGUUGACGCAAUCUCGUGUUGAUCUGUAUGAUUGCACUUUUGCUUGAAGAUUUUGCAAAGCAAUUGAACAGCUAAAUUGACCAAAAUGAAUAAGAAUGGGCCGCCGCCUCCAUACGAACCACCGCCGACUGCACCGCCUACCUAUUCUCAAAGUGUGGGAGGUGUGCCACCUGCCAGUCCUUAUACACCGAUACAAUCGUUUGCAGGAGGUCCAACUAUAGUUACAACAGUUGUACCGGUUGGACCACAUCCGACCCAUAUGAUAUGCCCUCAAUGUGGAACUGAGAUCGAUACAGCUACCAAAACAGAACCUGGAAUGAUUGCAUAUAUUUCUGGAGUCAUUAUUGCACUGCUUGGAUGCUGGUUAGGCUGCUGUCUAAUUCCGUGCUGCAUCGAUGAAUGCAUGGAUGUUCAUCACAGCUGUCCACAGUGCAAGGCAUACUUAGGUCGCCAUCGAAGAUAAACGAUCUAAAGAAAAAUGAAAUUCAAAUCGCUGCAUUUCGAAAGGGUAUAUAUAAUAUAACAUGAGUAAAAUAAAAACAUGAAGGUCAAAUAUCCAAGCAUGGUAGCUAAAAGUACUGCCGCAGUUUGCAGCACAUAUAGAACUGUUUCACAGCUACAUAUCUACAAGAGGGUGGCGACUGACCGGGAAAUCCGGGAAUAGUCAAUUUUAUUCUAGCAAAAUUGUCGCGACCCUGUAUAAUUCAUAGCAGCUUGUAACAAUAUAUCAAAUACGUUCAGUCAAAAAAGUGAAAUUUGAACAUAUGUGAUUCGCACUUAAAUAUUAUUAUACAAAGUGGUUGUAGAAUUUGAACAAUUCUAAUUGGGUAAGCUAUUUUUGGUUGCUAUAGAUAUAUUAAAGGCAGCUUUUUUUUAAGCAAUUAUUUGCAAAAGUUACCUAACCUCGCUUAUUAAAUAUGAAAUUAAAAUAAAUUAGGUCAGUAGCUUUACGUACAAAAUAGUAACAUAUUUUAUUUUUACAUUAUGUCGCCCUUCUUGCUGCUCGUUUAAUGGGCUUUUAAAUAAGAGUUCGUUAAUUUGGCGCUAUUAUCUAAUACUAACAUUGAUGUUGGGCUUGAUAAAUGCAAUUAACGAACUGCAUCGUUACGUGUUAAUUAUGAUGAUCCACUCAAAAAACUGCAAACUCUACAUUUCCUCGCGAUUGUUAUUUUUAUGCCAUUAGGCAAAUUUUUCUCUCACAUUAUAGAUGAUUACUUCUUUUUAUCCAAUUGUAUUACCAAUAAGCAAUACAUUAGUAAUACAUGUAUCGGGUCACUGACUGUCUAUUUUUCAAUCACUUGAAUGCUAUAAUUUUAUUGUAUGCACACAGAGAAUAAUACAUAUCUGAUGUAAUAUAGCCAAUAUACCUAAUAUAGGAGAAUUAUUUUGCUACAUUACACAAUUUUUUUUUAAUUGAUUCACUAAGGAUAAAAGCGAAACUAAUUACAAUAUUGAAAUAUAUUCUUCUACAAAUCUACUAUGUCAAUUACGUUAUAUUUCCGUAAAUGUGCCAUUUUUCACCUACACAAAUGUUGGGCUUUAUCUCAUUCCAUGAUGAAAAAAAGAAAAAGAACCCAACGAGUCAGACGCUGUGGCUAAUAAGGCUGGAUGAUAGUACAUUAAAUUUUGUAUUUGAUACCUCUCACCAUUUUUUCUGAAACAGUGGUGGACGUUUAUGUAUAGUAUGUAUGUACGUAUACAUACACGCACUGCUAUUUUUCUGCGUUGAUUCGUUAAAUCGAAAAAGAGAAGUAUAAAGAAACAGUGGUUUUAUUUUGCGCAGAAUUUUCAUUUUAUUGUAAUGUCGAAAGUAAACCAAACAAGUAUUUCGUACGAAAUGCAUAAACGUGAGUGCCUUUCAAGCGAAAACUGUCUCUUUAAUAUUAUAAUCAUGGACAAUGUAGUUAAGUGAUUUCUACAUUUCUAAAUAACAAUUUGAAAGUGUUCAGUGGAGCACAAACUCGAAACGCUAUCCACGUCUUAUUUAACAUUACCGCAAAGAAGCAAAGGAUACAGCGAUAUUUUACGUAAGGUAUAUUACGAUAUGAGGAUAACAGACGCAAAUUGCAUUGUCCAUUUCUUACGUGUAUUUAUCCAUUUUACACUAAUAACACUUAAAUUGUUAUUAUUUUUUGUAAAAACGUUAAUACAAAGAAAUAUAUAUAUAUAUAUAUAUAUAU
Neodiprion virginianus is the source of this 2295-nucleotide messenger RNA. Its product is annotated as LITAF domain-containing protein. Lineage: Eukaryota; Metazoa; Arthropoda; Insecta; Hymenoptera; Diprionidae. Gene Ontology annotation, molecular function: zinc ion binding. The record is from RefSeq and is a predicted model, not a curated record. The coding region runs from base 201 to 578 and encodes 125 amino acids. The transcript is spliced from 4 exons.